ACACACACACACACACACACACGAACCUCUUGGAGGAAGAAAAUCAAUGGGCAAAUGAACACAUACAGGGAAAGAGCGAACUUUCACUGAAUACUUCUGGGUGCUGGGUAGUCAGUCAUCUUACCAUCAUCCUGCGAGGAAGGCAUUACAAGUGUCUCCACUACACAGAUGAGGAGGUUGAAUCUCAGAGAGGCUAAGUGACAGGCCUCUGUUAACGGAAAGCCACAGAGCUAGCAUUUGAACCCAGGCCCAGCUGCCCCAAAGUCAAAGCGCCUUCUGUGGGCUGUGUGCGUGUGUAUGUGUGUUCGUAUCUGGAACCGUGGGGAGAAUAUGCAUCAAAAGAGGUGGGGCUUUCUGGAGAGGUAGGUUUUACAGGAAAGGGUGGACAUGACUUUGUAGUAAAGAAAAUAUCAGGUGUUCUUGGAGCAAAACAUCUUAAAGACAUGGUGGCGGUGGUGUGUGUGCGUGUGUAGGUGGUAGAACUUCAGUGGUGGCUGCAAAGGCAGCAGUCCUGUUGGAGCUGGAGCUGGAGAAAGCAGCUGAGCAGCAUGAAUGUGAUCUAAUGGGAAGUGAGGGGGCACUGCUGGGAGUGAGGCGAGGACAGCAAUCACUGAGGCAGUUUCCUCUGGAGUUUAGGAUGAUCCUCACCACCCCUCACUACCUCCCAUGUUCCUCACACUUCCACAUCCUUCAAGGCAAGUGUUAACCCAGAUUUACUGACGGAGGCUCUGGGAAGGCUCUGAGAAGUUCGAUAACCUGCCCAAAGUUACACGGUUGGUAAAUGGCUGAACUGGGAUUUUAUUCCAGGUCCAUCUGAUGCCACAGACCGUUCUCUGCACUGUUCCCCUAUGCCUUCAAAGAGACAUACAGCUCACAGGCUUGCCCCGCAGGCAUGCCCACAUCGGCAGAGCAGACUGGAAAACUUGCGAGGGAGUCAGGUUCAAUGACAAGCGGUCACGUUCAGAGGCGGAAACCCUUCAAGGAGCCCCAGAGCUGGGUUCUGGCCUGGAUCUGCCUGCAGGACCACGCUAGGGUGUGGCUCAGCCCAAUUCCCACCUUCCUUCUCGCCGAGAAGUGGGAGCACACAGCCCAGGCCUCAGAGCAGCACUCCACCGAGUGGCCAUGGCUCCCCAGUGCCCAUUCCAGGGGUGUCUCUUGCUCUGCAAGAUGCCAAGGAGCCCCAGGAGUGCCCUGUGCUUCGGCCAUCCUGGGCUUGGCCUGCCCACCUGACGCCUAUACCUGAGACAGCGUUACGACUGCUCUGUCUCCUCCCUAUUUGCUGCCAGUGAUCCUCCUGAGGAGGCCUGAGGCCAGCUCCUAUCGUGGAGUUGUGACAAAGAGUCCCAGGGUAGGCACUUAGGUUUUUGUUGGGGAAGUGAACACAAAGCUUGACUCCUAGAAGUGCUGCUGACCAAGGCAGACAGAAAGGCCCAAGGAAGUUAACGUUCUCCAGGAGCUUCCCGUGUUCCAGGUUCCUUCCUAUCCUCAUCCCAUGUAGGCUCCAUAAUCACUUGGGAAGGAAGGUAUGAUGGAUCCCCGUUUUGCAGAUAAGCAAACUGAGUCUCAGAGAUGUUAAGUGCCUUACCCAAGAUCUAUGCAGCUGGUGAAGGAAGCUGGGGGUUCCCAGCAGAGCUGUCAGAAGGAGGUUGGAGGAGGCUGGGGUAUCAGUGGGCACUGGGUUUGCUCUUAGUUUCUUCCUGGCCUAGUUCUCCCUCCCUAUGUCUGUUUCGUCUUCUCUGCAGGUACUUCAGGUCAUGCCUUCUGACAGCUUCUUCUUUUCCAUUGUCCGAGACCCAGCGGCUCUGGCCCGCUCUGCCUUCUCCUACUAUAAAUCCACAUCAUCGGCUUUCCGCAAAUCACCAUCCUUGGCUGCCUUCCUGGACAAUCCCCGAGCCUUCUACCAUCCCGGGGCCCGUGGGGACCACUACGCACGCAACUUGCUGUGGUUCGACUUUGGCCUCCCCUCUCCCCCAGAGAUGAGGACCGAGAGGGGGAGUCCUCAUCCCCCCAGAGAUCCCAACCUGCCGCAGCUGCCUUCUGGUGUCGGCCCGCGAGCCCACGCCUCGGAUCCCAGUGCUCUCCUCCAUCCCGUCCCCACUGUCGCUGAUGGUCACAGCCAGACAUCCAGCUCUGCCUCUUUAGAUUGGGGGUCUUCAUCCUUCAUCCAGUGGCACCUGGCCUGGCUGGACUCUGUCUUUGACCUGGUCUUGGUGGCCGAGUACUUUGACGAGUCAUUGGUCCUGCUGGCAGAUGCCCUGUGCUGGGGUCUAGAUGACGUGGUGGGCUUCAUGCACAAUGCUCAGGCUGGAGGUGGGCAGGGCGGAAGAGCUGUCGGCGAUGGUGGACUGACUGCUGAGGACAGGCAGCUGUCUGCACGGGCCCGAGCCUGGAACAACCUGGACUGGGCUCUCUAUGUUCACUUCAACCGCAGCUUGUGGGCCCGGAUAAAGCAAUACGGCCAGAGCCGGCUGGACAGUGCUGUGGCGGAGCUCCGGGCUCGCCGAGAGGCCCUGGCUAAACACUGUCUGGUGGGCGGUGAGGCUUUAGACCCCAAGUACAUCACUGACCGGCGCUUCCGCCCUUUCCAGUUUGGGUCAGGUAAGGUUUUGGGUUACGUGCUUCGGCGUGGCCUGAGCCCCCAGGACCGGGAGGAGUGUGAGCGGCUGGCCACCCCUGAGCUACGGUACAAGGACAAGCUAGAUGCCAAGCAGUUCCCCCACACAGUCUCUGCGCCCCUCAAGACUUCAAGGCUACCCUCCCCCUAGGCAUCAGACCACUAAGUCUCAGGCUGAAAGGCAGCUCAGCCACAGGGGCACAGUGACGAGAGUGAGGCAGCCAGAUGCCCUUUCUGCUUCCCCCAGAGACCACGUCUGCUCCCCAAAGGACCGGUGGAACUUUGCACGGAUGUGGGCCCCACGUCCUCCAGCCUGUGCCAAGGAAUCCUAGUCCUAGAAGCAUCCUCCCCCCAUCUUGCCCCUUUCCCUUUCCAGCACCUCGCCGCCCCCCGCCCAGGUCCAAACAGCACUCUCAAAGCCCCCCGGAGGAGCACACCGUGGGGUACGGCAGAGAUUGUCUGGGACACAAGGGACAGGAAUAAUGCGUUCAUCUAUGAAAUAUUUGUUACUGGGCUAUACUCAUUUCACUAUGAAAUGUUUGCUGAAUGAAUAAAUAAUUUGAAACUUUGACCUGCUCUAUAUAGGGCGGAAGGGAAGGGGAUGGAGCAUCUUCCUGGGAGAAACGGGGUUGGAGGGAGUUCUCUUCAGAGCUCUUCUCUAAGAAGGGGUCUGUCUGCAGUCUCACCUAAACCCUUCGCGCAGCAGCCUAACCACAGGCACACGCCGCUCCCCUGGU
This is a messenger RNA of Physeter macrocephalus (sperm whale), 3351 nucleotides long. It is a transcript of the gene GAL3ST4, whose product is annotated as galactose-3-O-sulfotransferase 4. Gene Ontology annotation, molecular function: galactosylceramide sulfotransferase activity. The record is from RefSeq and is a predicted model, not a curated record. Gene Ontology annotation, biological process: glycolipid biosynthetic process. Lineage: Eukaryota; Metazoa; Chordata; Mammalia; Artiodactyla; Physeteridae. The transcript has a single exon. Gene Ontology annotation, cellular component: membrane. Bases 1719 to 2765 code for a protein of 348 amino acids.